Molecule: messenger RNA, 3452 nt
Organism: Lampris incognitus (smalleye Pacific opah)
Lineage: Eukaryota; Metazoa; Chordata; Actinopteri; Lampriformes; Lampridae
Gene: pcdh17
Product: protocadherin 17
Exons: 5
Coding region: 1-3438 (1145 amino acids)
Biological process (GO): homophilic cell-cell adhesion
Cellular component (GO): plasma membrane
Molecular function (GO): calcium ion binding
Source: RefSeq, a predicted model, not a curated record
AUGUAUCUUUCUGUUUUCUUUUUCCUCCUCCUAUGGGCUCAAGCCCUGACGUUGAAAAACUUGAACUAUUCCGUCCCGGAGGAGCAAGGACCGGGGACGGUGAUCGGAAACAUUGCCAAAGAUGCUCGGCUCGGGCUGGAGCAGACGGGGCCGGGGAUGCAGGGUAAGAAAGCCAACUUCAGGGUGCUGGAGAAUUCAGCGCCCCAUCUUAUCGACGUGGACCCACAGAGUGGCCUGCUGUACACCAAGCAGCGCAUCGACAGGGAAACACUGUGCCGGAGAAACCCCAAGUGCCAGCUCUCCAUGGAGGUGUUUGCGAACGACAAGGAGAUCUGCAUGAUCAAAAUAGACAUCCAGGACAUCAAUGACAAUUCGCCCACUUUCCCCUCAGACCAGAUUGAUAUUGACAUUUCGGAGAACGCGGCCCCGGGCACGCGCUUUCCCUUGACCAGUGCACACGACCCGGAUGCAGGGGAAAACGGCCUGAAAACCUAUCAGAUAACGCGAGACGACUACAACCUGUUUUCCUUGGAGGUAAAAUCCCGCGGGGACGGGACUAAAUUUCCAGAAUUAGUUAUUCAACGCCCGUUGGACCGAGAGGAACGUAGCCAUCACACUCUCAUUCUGUCAGCCACUGACGGCGGGGAGUACCCGAGAUCAGGGACAAUGCAGAUCAAUGUUAAAGUCAUUGACUCCAAUGAUAACAGCCCUGUGUUUGAUCAGCCUUCAUAUGUGGUGGAAAUCCCUGAAAAUUCCCCCCCUGGUAAAGUGCUUAUUGAUUUAAAUGCCACCGAUCCCGACGAAGGCAACAAUGGACAGGUAGUGUAUUCUUUUAGCGGCUAUGCUCCAGAGAGGAUCCGGGAGCUCUUCUCCAUAGACUCCAGAACAGGGGUCAUAAAGAUUCAGGGAGAAAUCGACUAUGAAGAGAGCCCAAUUAUUGAGAUUGACGUCCAGGCAAAGGAUCUAGGCCCCAACCCAAUUCCCGGCCAUUGUAAAGUCACCGUUAAAGUACUUGACAGGAACGAUAACUGGCCGUUGAUCGGCUUUGUGUCCGUGAGACAGGGGGCCAUCAGCGAGGCAGCACCCCCAGGCACUGUCAUUGCUCUGGUCCGUGCCACAGACAAGGACUCAGGCAGGAAUGGGCAGCUUCAGUGCAGAGUGCUGGGCAAUGUCCCUUUUAAACUAGAGGAGAACUAUGAUAACUUUUAUACAGUGGUAACUGACAGGCCCCUAGACAGAGAGAUGCAGGACGAAUACAAUGUCACCAUUGUGGCCAAAGACAAUGGCCUACCGCCUCUAAACUCCACCAAAUCCUUCACUGUAAAGAUUCUAGAUGAGAAUGACAACGUUCCUCGUUUCACCAAGCCCGUGUAUGUCCUUCAGAUUCCAGAAAACAACAUCCCCGGGGAGUAUAUGGGCUCAGUUCUGGCUCACGACCCCGACCUAGGUCAGAACGGCACAGUAUACUACAGCAUAAUCAACUCCAACGUGAGUGGGGGGGACGUCAACACCUAUGUCAACGUCAAUGCUGCCAACGGAGCCAUCUAUGCUGUGAGAUCCUUCAACUAUGAGCAAAUAAAGUACUUUGACUUCAAGGUCCUGGCGAAAGACGCUGGCUCUCCUCACCUGGAGAGCAACACUACUGUACGCAUUAGUGUUCUGGAUGUAAACGACAACAUCCCUGUCAUCGUUCUCCCCCUGCUCCAGAACGACACUGCCGAAAUCCACGUGCCACGUAACGUUGGGGUCGGCUACAUUGUUACCACAGUGAGGGCGGUGGAUAAUGAUUAUGGUGAGAGUGGGAGGCUCACUUAUGAGAUCUCAGAUGGCAACGAGGAGCACCUUUUUGAGAUUGACCCGGUGACCGGGGAGGUGCGAACAGCCCACCCUUUCUGGGAGGAUGUAAGCCCCAUCGUGGAAUUGAUCAUCCGUGUAAUGGACCAUGGCAAGCCAACACUCACUGCCGCAGCCAGGCUCAUCAUAAAGGCCUACAAUGGACCAGUACCUGGUGGAGAGCCACGCAUCAAUGAGGAAAACCGAAACUGGGACAUGUCCCUACCUCUCAUAGUUACUCUCAGUAUAAUCUCCAUUAUGCUUUUGGCCGCCAUGGUGACCAUAGCGGUCAAGUGCAAACGGGAAAACAAGGAGAUCCGCACCUACAAUUGCCGAAUUGCCGAAUAUUCGCACCCACAACUGGGGAAAGGUAAGAAGAAAAAGAUCAACAAGAACGACAUCAUGCUGGUGCAGAGCGAGGUGGAGGAGAGGGAUGCCAUGAACGUGAUGAAUGUGGUGAGCAGCCCCUCCCUGGCCACCUCUCCCAUGUACUUUGACUACCAAACACGCCUUCCACUCAGUUCUCCGAGGUCGGAGGUCAUGUACCUCAAGCCCACUGCCAACAACCUCAGCGUGCCCCAAGGUCACGUGGGAUGCCACACCAGCUUUACCAGCCCGGUUACCAGCACCACUGACACGUCCACCAACCGGAUGUCCAUCAUACAGACGGACAAUUUCCCCACUGAGCCAAACUACAUGGGGAGCAGACAGCAGUUUGUACAAAGUAGUUCGACGUUUAAGGACCCUGAGCGAGCCAGCCUCAGAGAUAGCGGUCAUGGUGACAGUGACCAAGCCGACAGUGACCAGGACACCAACAAAGGCUCCUGCUGUGAUAUGUCUGCCAAGGAGGCCCUCAAGAUGAAGGCCACUGGUGUGAAACCGCCGCCUUUGGAGCAGGAGCCGGCGGACUGUGUGAACUGCACGGAGGAGUGCCGAGUGCUGGGUCAUUCCGACCGCUGCUGGAUGCCCCAGUUCCCAGCAGGGGGUAACCAAGCCGAGGGCGUGGACUACCGCAACAACCUAUUCGUGCCUGCGGGGAUGGAGGCCGUGCCGGAGACAGAGACUUACGAGACCGUCAACCCCAACGGCAAGAAGACCUUCUGCACCUUCGGCAAGGACCGCCGCGAUCACACCAUUCUGGUUGCCAACGUGAAGCCCUACUUGAAGGCCAAGCGCGCCCUCAGCCCCCUGCUUCAAGAGGUAUCGUCCGGCUCCAGCACCCUGACCAAGGGAUGCUCCACCGGCUCUCCCUGCUCCUCGGUCAAAAGCCCCGCGGACGGGGCCGAGGGCAAGCCUCCACCCGCCACCUGUUCGAGCCACUACGGUCCCCCGGACGGCCAGUACCUGUCACCCACCAAACAAAGCAGGGAGCAGGGUGUCUACCAUCCACUGCCUCCACUGGACCCUGUGGCCAAGGUGCUCGCUGAGGCGCGCUCCAGGAUCAGCCAGGAGGCCGUGGGUUCGGGGGAAAUGGAGCGGGUCCUGGAGCAAGCAGACGCCGAGGCCGGCCGCGACGGCAUGGACGCCGACCAGGUGGUGAGAGACAUCGAUAAGCUCCUGCAGGACUGCAGAGGAAGCGAGACCACCGGCACACUCAGGAAGUGACGUGGAGAACUCGA